Elaeis guineensis (African oil palm) is the source of this 725-nucleotide messenger RNA. RefSeq names its product auxin-responsive protein SAUR71. Lineage: Eukaryota; Viridiplantae; Streptophyta; Magnoliopsida; Arecales; Arecaceae. Gene Ontology annotation, biological process: response to auxin. The record is from RefSeq and is a predicted model, not a curated record.
CUCUCUCUCUCUCUCUCUCUCUCUGUUUGGUUCUUGAGAUCUUGGCGAGGGGAUGAAGAGGUUGAUCAGACGGCUGUCGAGGGUGGCGGACUCGUCGCAGUACAGGCCGCUGAGGGCGGGGAAGGAGGACGGGGGCGGCGGCGGGGGAAGGCGGCGGAGGGUGCCGGAGGGGCACGUCCCGGUGUACGUGGGGGAGGAGAUGGAGCGGUUCGCGGUCCGGGCGGAGCUGCUGGGCCGACCGGCCUUCGUCGAGCUUCUCCGUCGGUCGGCCCAGGAGUACGGCUACGACCAGCGGGGGGUCCUCCGCAUCCCCUGCCCCGUCCCCAUCUUCCGCCAGGUCCUGUUCUUCCUCGCCUCCGGAGGCGGCGCCUCCGGCGAUCUCGCCCUCGAGGAGCUCUUCCGGUCUCUCCCCGACGAGAUCCGGUCCGGUCCGUCUCCCCGUGCUGAGGAGGAGCCCUAGCUUUUGGAGCUGUUUCCCGUUUUGCCCUUUCUGACGACUGGUGUAUCAUUGUGUUAACCCAUCGGUCCGAAGUUGAGGAGAUGGAGGGCGAUUUGGACAUUUUCUUUUUGUAAUAUUAAUAGAUAGUUUGAGUGGAACUGGCGGAAUGUAAAGGAAAAAAAAAAAAUCUCGGCUCUGUACUUAAUGUUUUUUUUUGGAAAAAAAAAGGAUUAAAUCGCCCUUUGUUUUAACUUUAUAAUUAAUGUUAGGAUUUGCAUUACUAACA